Coregonus clupeaformis (lake whitefish) is the source of this 4088-nucleotide messenger RNA. Its product is annotated as cationic amino acid transporter 3. The transcript is spliced from 12 exons. The coding region runs from base 345 to 2582 and encodes 745 amino acids. Gene Ontology annotation, cellular component: plasma membrane. The record is from RefSeq and is a predicted model, not a curated record. Gene Ontology annotation, biological process: transmembrane transport; amino acid transport. NCBI's taxonomy places the organism in Eukaryota, Metazoa, Chordata, Actinopteri, Salmoniformes, Salmonidae. Gene Ontology annotation, molecular function: amino acid transmembrane transporter activity.
AAAGGGGAAUGACCCUCUCUUUCCAUACAUGGGUAAGCCUCUUUUGGCAAUGGCACGCUGCCCUACUUUACACACAACGGGCUUGAAUGGGCAUAAUGACUGCACAUCUCUCCUGGAUUUGUAGUAAACCUUCUCUGAAUUUAGCUUUAAAAAAGGUAAAGGUCAAAAUGCGGGUCUAUCUUAAUAGUUUUAAAAAGCUUCCUCUCCAUGUUUCAUUUCCUUAAUCUGCACUGAUGCGAAAGAACUUGACAAAUGAAAGCAUAUUGCGUUUCACCUCAUGUGUUUUGUGAUCAGUGCAAUUGGUGGGGGGAGGCGAAUCGAGGAAGCCACUUUACAACAUUCAGAUGCAGUAUGGAACACAUGAAUGGUUUAUUAUAUGUGACUGUCUCCGCCCUCUGAAGAAAAAAAGAAAAAGAAAAAAAAGUCCACACACACAAGAGCUAGGAAAGCGGGAUGUUUCAUCAGCGAAUGUGAAGUCAACUGUAUUUUGUCGUCCUGUCGAUCUUUCAAAGUUAAACCAAAGGAUCUCUCCAUCUCAACUCUUCACUGCUCUGCUCAGCAACUCCUUCAGUUUCGCAGCUCCAGCUCCCUCCACAGACACAACCAUGGUAGACAAGAUGGCCUCCUUUGGCCGGAUCUUAUUGCGACGCAGGGCACUGGACUGCUCCGAUGAGGGAACCCGCUUCGCCCGCUGCCUCUCCACACUGGACCUGGUGGCCCUGGGGGUGGGCUCCACAUUAGGGGCAGGGGUGUAUGUCCUGGCUGGCGAGGUAGCCAGGGAGAAGGCUGGUCCUGCCAUCGUACUCUGCUUCCUCAUCGCUGCGCUCUCCUCCAUGCUGGCCGGACUCUGUUACGCCGAGUUUGGUGCCCGCGUACCCAAGACAGGUUCGGCGUACCUUUAUAGCUAUGUGACGGUUGGCGAGAUCUGGGCCUUCAUCACGGGGUGGAACCUCAUCCUCUCCUAUGUCAUCGGUACAGCCAGUGUGGCCCGAGCCUGGAGCUCUACGUUCGAUAACCUGGUGGAGCAGAAGAUAUCCGUCUUCUUCAGGUCGUCCAUGGCCAUGAAAGUCCCGGGGGGCGUGCUGGCUGAAUACCCUGACCUGUUUGCACUCAUCCUUGUCCUCUUAUUAACUGGGCUGCUGGCGUUUGGCGUGAGUGAGUCUGCUCUGGUCAAUAAGAUCUUCACAGGGAUCAACCUGGUGGUGUUGGGCUUCAUCAUCAUCUCAGGCUUUGUGAAGGGAGACGCAGCCAACUGGAACCUCUCCUUGGACAACUUUGUGAACACCUACCCCAACCCUGGCAUCAACACCAAUAGCACCAACACUUCCAGCAUAUCCCAAGAGGUUGUGGAUAAGACGUUUGGCACAGGUGGUUUUGCGCCAUUUGGCCUCAGUGGCAUUCUGUCUGGUGCUGCCACCUGCUUCUAUGCCUUUGUGGGUUUCGACUGCAUCGCCACUACAAGCGAGGAGGCUAAGAACCCCAUGCGCUCCAUCCCCGUGGGUAUUGUGGCCUCUCUGCUCAUUUGUUUCUUUGCCUACUUCGGGGUGUCUGCGGCCCUCACCCUCAUGAUGCCCUACUACCUGCUGAACACCCAGAGCCCCCUGCCAGAGGCCUUCAGCUACGUGGGCUGGGCUCCUGCUCGCUACAUUGUGGCAGUGGGCUCCCUCUGUGCUCUCUCCACCAGCCUGCUUGGGUCCAUGUUCCCUAUGCCGAGGGUUAUCUACGCCAUGGCAGAGGAUGGGCUCCUGUUCCGUGGCCUGUCCCGCAUGAACGCUCGCACCAAGACCCCCCUGAUGGCUACUAUCGUCUCUGGCUGUGUGGCAUCUCUGAUGGCCUUCCUCUUUGACCUGGCUGCCCUUGUUGACCUCAUGUCCAUAGGGACACUGCUGGCCUACUCACUAGUGGCCAUCUGUGUGCUCAUCCUCAGGUACCAGCCAGGCACCCUGAGCUCGUCCAGUCAGAGUGAGAAGCUGGUGGAGCUGGUGGGAGGGGAGAAGGUGGCCGUGUCCAGUGGGGACAGUGGAGAUGAGUACGGCCUGGAUCUGGAGGACCGCCCCGUCCGGGAGAAGUUCACCCUCCACCGCCUCCUCUUCCCCAGCGGGAAUCUACCCACUAAGAUCUCUGGGAACAUCGUCUAUGCCACCACGGCCAUUAUCUCGGUGCUCAUCACUGUGCUGUGUGUGGUGCUGGCGGGGAAGCUGGAUGCGUUGAUCGAGGUUCAGCCUGUGUGGGUGAUGGUGUGUGCAGUGCUGGCCUUGCUCUGUACCCUUUGUGUCAUAAUCAUCUGGAGGCAACCCGAGAGCAAGGAAGCCCUCACCUUCAAGGUGCCCCUGUUGCCUUGGCUGCCUCUGUUCAGUGUCUUUGUCAACAUCUACCUCAUGAUGCAGCUGGACAUGGCUACGUGGUGCCGCUUCGCUGUGUGGAUGGGCAUUGGAUUCGCAAUCUACUUCUGCUAUGGGAUCUGGCACAGCAGCGAGGCAGCCAGCAACACCCCCCGGAAAUAUGAGCCUGCCCUCCAGAUCAAGAAGAAGUCCAUCUACCUGGGGGGAGACGAGAGUGAGGUGGAGGGGAUGAGCCCCUGAACGGCUAGGGGCUGGAGGAAACCCCACACAUUAUACCUCUGAAGUGAAGGCAGACAAUUCAACUCACCCUGCAAUGUGUGUCUCUGGAUUUUGUUGUCUUUCAUUUUUGGGAGAUCUGUCUUAACACUUUAUUGGACAGUUGAUGAGUAAUAUUUUCAACACUCAAAACGUUGCUACUAACAUUACUAGUGAUUUUUAUUUCUUAGCAGUUAGUCUCUUCCUAGUUGGUGGCUGUGGCCCCUCCAAUCAUUAGCCCCGGGCCUCCAGCAGCAUUAUGAACGACAGCUGUACAGGAUCUGUUGGUUAGGGGCAUGUGUAUACAGGGUACCAGUGUGUCUGGGAUUUACAAUCUUGGUCAGGGCCUUGGUGCACUUGGUUAGUGUAUCAAGGCCUGACGCAGGCGAUUUGGGAUCACUGGCGUAGACAAACUGUCCUCCACCUGUCAAAGAGCAACGUAUUUAACAGUAGGACUUUGUUCACCUAGUGUCAUACAUUUGUCUUUUAAACGUAUGGUAAAAUAGUCAAAGUAAGGAUGUAAGUUGUCAUUUUCAUGUUGAUUUAAGUCCCUGUGUUACUUAAGCAGUAUAUGCCUGAGGUUUAUCCAAAGAACUGACGGGUGAGGUAAAUCAACCCUCGGAGGGUGAUAAAGCAACAUCCCAGCACCUCUGCACCGUCUGCUGAAUCAUCUUCAUUUGGUAUCAUAAUUCGGGGUGUUCUAUACUCUUGUACCCCCACCCUUUUAUGUAUUUCUAUUUAUCUCUGGAGUUUUGAUUUACAAAUCAGAGCUACCCUUUUAUAUGGAAAUACUUGAGUUUGAGUUAUCUGCCUCAAAUGCUUGAGCUGUCUACAGAUGUAGAUAUAACUGUUAAACAAAGAAAUACCCGUAGGAUCUAGACAAUGCGAUGUUUUGAGUCUUUAAAGGCAGUGAUUUUAGUCCUGGUCAUGUAUUACCUCUGAUUUUACUUUAAUUGUAGCUUCUUGUGAACAUAUUUUCACAAACAUUUUUAGUUUCCAUUGAAACUUAUUCUUGGCAGCUUGGCUGUCGAGUUUGCAUAAUUCUUUUAUCUAUCUAUUUUCCUGCUAUGCCAUUCAAAUGACUUUAAUCAAGUAAUGUGCUUUUAUAGAUGUGUUUGUGUUCUUACAUGUAUUACCCCCUUGCUUUAAUGUGUUACUGUAUAUAGCAACUUUUGCUUCACCAAAUAAUUGACACGUCUACUCGUGAUUCUAUUCGUCAAUAGUCACUAGUUGUAGCACUGCUUGACCAAAUGACAUUGUGCUUUGGAGACACUGGUUCAAGAACAGGAGUAUGACCAGCAAAAACGGGCCUCUAAAUUUGAGCUAGAUUUGCUCAGCUGCAAAGACACUGGAGAUGGUGAGGAUCGUUGAUAGAUAGGGUAUUGUAGUACAUUAAUAACUGUAGAUGUACAGUAUGUGUAUAGCUGUGUUUUAUUUGUAUAAUGCUGUAUAUUAUACAAAUGGACAUCCAUUAAAAGGAUAUGUUUUAUA